Protopolystoma xenopodis is the source of this 390-nucleotide messenger RNA. Lineage: Eukaryota; Metazoa; Platyhelminthes; Monogenea; Polystomatidea; Polystomatidae. The record is from the annotation of a GenBank genome assembly.
AUGCCGAACCCAAUCCGUUUGCCAGUGUUUAUCGGUGUUUCGAGGGUACAGAUUGGCGCCCAGCAACCGUUUGAUGUCUCGGUAACUCCGACAAGAGGACAUUUUAUGGAUCCCUCCCGACAACCACUAUUCGCCCACCAGGACCAGUUAUUGUGUGCUUCUCUUUUUGAUUCCGUGUUGACGAUGCAUUCACCACCGACUGCCGCCGAAAGCCCGACAAAGAAAAUCCAUUCAGUAGUUUCCAUUAGAAUUUCCGAUCCGAGGCCAAGGAAUCAUCCACAUUGCGAGAAGGGCAAAACUGAGCUGGGCAGAAUGAAUCCCUCGGUUCGACUUCAAUACGCCAGUAUACGUGAGCACAAAGCCGUAAUGGUGGAUGUUGAUGGCACGUAG